This is a messenger RNA of Syngnathus acus (greater pipefish), 4706 nucleotides long. It is a transcript of the gene ark2cb, whose product is annotated as ring finger protein 165b. NCBI's taxonomy places the organism in Eukaryota, Metazoa, Chordata, Actinopteri, Syngnathiformes, Syngnathidae. The transcript is spliced from 8 exons. Bases 252 to 1313 code for a protein of 353 amino acids. The record is from RefSeq and is a predicted model, not a curated record. Gene Ontology annotation, molecular function: zinc ion binding; ubiquitin protein ligase activity.
GUCUGCUUUUGUCAGUCAUCACCUGGCAGGCAAGGCAGUCGAGUCCGUCGAGCGCAGGCAUAGACGCAGAGCUCCAGUACAGCACAGCAAUUUAGUGAGUGAGUCAGUCGGUGAGACAGACGCUUCGGUUGUACGGCCCGCGCGCUGCUAGCCAGCCCAGCCGCCUGAAUGUAGAUCCGCAUGGGCUACUUCUCCCACCGCACUCUCAUUCUCCAAAUAAGCCAGCGGUGUCAUAAGAUAAGGAUCCCAGGAUGGUGUUGGUGCAUGUCGGAUACUUGGUUCUCCCCGUAUUCGGCUCAGUAAGAAACCGAGGAUCCCAUUUCACCCGGCAACAGCAGCAGCAGCACAGCCAUGCUACCUCUUGCCGACACUUCCAGCUAGGCCCCCAGGCGCCGCUGCCCAUGGACUUCCCCAUGCCCCAGCCGCAGUCGGGCAUCAACCCCCACCUGGCCCCUCCUGGCCACCAGCACGGACCUCCGCUACAUCACCCGCCCCUCAACCCCAUGCCCGCCCCCCAGUUCCAGGACAUCCCCGCCCCUCCUUUCCUACCUCAGGCAUUACACCAGCAAUACCUCCUGCAGCAACAGAUCCUCGAGGCCCAGCAUCGACACAUCCUGCCACCCAACAGUAGACGCACAUCAGAGAGGGUUCCUCACCAGCCCCACAGACUGCGUCCAGGCUACGAGUUCCCCCCGCCUCUGCACGUUCCACCGCAGCCUGUGGUGCAGCAACCCCGCUACCUGGCCGAGGGCACAGACUGGGAUCUAAGUGUAGACACCGGACUCCCGCCACACCAGUACCACAUCCACCCACUGCCGCAGCACUAUCAGCACUACCUGACAUCUCCCAGGAUGCACCACUUCCCCAGGAACAGCGCCUCAACGCAAGUGGUCGUCCACGAGAUACGAAACUAUCCGUACCCUCAGCUGCACCUGCUGGCGCUACAGAGUCUCAACCCCUCACGCCACGCGUCUGCCGUCAGGGAGAGCUACGAGGAACUUUUGCAGCUGGAAGACCGACUGGGCAGCGUGAAUCGUGGCGCGGUCCAGACCACCAUCGAGAGAUUUACUUUUCCCCACAAGUACAAGAAGAGAUUCCCCCAAGACCUGAAGAUGUGUUUGGACGACGAGGAACUGGACACAGACGAGAAGUGCACCAUUUGUCUGUCCAUGCUGGAGGACGGAGAGGACGUCAGGAGAUUACCCUGCAUGCACCUGUUCCACCAGGCGUGCGUCGACCAAUGGCUGGCGACCAGCCGGAAGUGCCCCAUCUGCAGAGUGGACAUUGAAACCCAGCUCAACCCCGACAGUUGAUAGCCGCUCCUGCCGCACGCAAGCCUCAUGAUCCUCCACUCUAUCCCCUUCUUGGGAUUUGUGGGGUGCCUCCUCACUUCCCCUCUUGUUAGUGGGAGGAGGGCAAGGGGGCAAGGGUAGGAAAAUAACAAAGCACACACACACACUCAGACACAAGCAGGGAUGCAUGCGGUGGACACAGUUUUAAGACUGGGAUGGAUGGAUGGAUGGAUGGAUGGAUGGAUGGAUGGAUGGAUGGAUGGAUGGAUGGAUGGAUGGGUGGGUGGGUGGGUGGAUGGAUGGAUGGAUGGAUGGAUGGAUGGAUGGAUGGAUGGAUGGAUGGAUGGAUGGAUGGAUGGAUGGAUGGAUGGAUGGAUGGACAAGACAAGGGCGGGUGCGGCCAUAGACUGAUGUGCUGAGUCAUGCUCUAUGCACCCCCCACACUCCACAUACACAUACACACACAAGCACAUCUGUACAGAACAUUACUACACAAAAGCAUGAUUGGUGUGUAGCCCGACGCUUGUGGUGUGCUCUAGUACUGAUUGAGUAUUUACCGAGUAACAGUGUUGUGUAGCAACUUGAGAGUGUCAGAUAGCCCACGGUUAGAAAACCGGGUGGGGGAGGCUAAUCGCGUGCGUUGUAUGUACAAAGGCCAAAAAUAGCGGACAACACCCCCCCACCCCUCUUGUGUGUUGUGUUUCUUUUGGAUUUACAAUGAACCCUCGUUUUUUCACGGGGGAUACGUUCCAUAACCACCCCCAAUUGGUAAAAAUCCACCUGAUUGACAUAUGGCAUUUUUUCAGAGAUUAUAUAUAUUUUUUUUUUUUGACAUCUCAAUGUCUGCUGUCAAGAAAUGGGAAACUAUUGUGUAACAUCACUUUAAACAAUGGAUGAUUCUGAUGCCCUACAAUUUUUCACUGACUUGCUUGCAUUUUUCUAAAAAUGAGAGGCAGAGCAUGCUUGCUUCAGCUGUAUUUGCUACUCGCAGCUGAUGUUUGCUCUCAGACAGAGCCACAAAACAAAGACAACCAAACCUUAGAUUUGAACUUUUCAUGCAAAACCAACCAAACCAUGUCAUUUCAUCGAAUGAAAAGUCUGCUAGCUUAAUGCUAACAUUUAAUUGAAAAGGCUAUAUACGUGCUAACUGAAAUUAGCAGACAUGUUACAGUAAAAACUGUGACUUUAACACUGAGCAGCAACAAUACUCACUAGGGUAUAUUCUCUCUGCUCUCAAGCAACAAAUAUUAUCGGACAUCCUCUUCUAGACAUGUUGCGGCUAAACGUGGCAUCACACCGAAGGAGCGCAACUUUAAAUUCAGCCUUUCCUGUGAAAUCCUACAAUCGCGUCAUAUUAUAUAGCAGGGUUGUGAACCACAAUCCAGCGGGGGAACACUGUAGACGCCAUCCACGCUAAUGCGGCUAACUACAGGCAUGGCUUCCAGUGACGUGUGUGUUGUGUCAUAGUGGGCGCCGGGGGCAACGCCCCCACUGACCGGCCUCCAUCAUCAGAUGUGCAUGCUUGUGUACCAGGCUUGUGAGCCGUGUCGUGCUCAACGUGGUCGUAGUGGUGCAAAGUAGACGCAGGGACCCCCGUGUGCCCCCCCACCCGAUCCUCUUCAACACACGCGCACUCAGACACCAAUCCCUUCUACGGGCACCGUGUGUGACAGCAACUCCGCCAUCUUGCCUCGAGAUGAGUGACAUUUCUCAGAACCUUAUUGCCUACCGAACAAGCACAUGUGACUUUUUGUAUGAUUUUUAAUUUUGUUGCAAUUUGUGUGCCCAUUUCAGUUUCAGUUGCGCCCACUCACAUGCAAGUGGUGUUGUAGGGGAAAACAAAACAACAAGACACUAGUUUGCCUGCGUUAGUUUGAAUGCUCAAUUCCUUCGUGGUUAUACUGUGAUAGCCUGUGUGUGUGUGUGAGUUAGAUGCAUGUAGUCUUAGGACGAAAGGGAUUAAAAGCCAUCCAUUUUGAAAGAAAACAACAACCAAACAAUUGUUCUUAAUUGUCUUGCCAUUUUUUAGUUGACAUGCCAUGACAUGGUACUAAUACCCUUCACCUGUUCCAUGUCCAUGUUAACCACAGUGAAGAAAAAUUGCUGCAACACUGCAAAAAAAGACAAAACAUUUAUGGUAAUGUAGCGUGUGUUUUUUCUUUUUUCUUUCUUUUUUUGUAAAUGCACUACCAUGUGGAGUUGCCUGUUUUUGCGUUUGUUUUGGUGGCGUGUGUGGGUUCUUCUUGUCUUCGGGGUUUGUGUUUUGGUUGGAAUCCAAAUAUUUUCACACUUCCCUGUGCGUUCCCUACCAAGAAGUGAUAGGGCCACGUCGGAAUUCCAAGAACACAAAAGGCAUAAAAGUAACCCCCAUCAGCGUGGCACUAGCACUGCUUGAUUGUUAUCGCAGAAUAACUUGAUUGUGUUUUCAUGCGAGACCUCCAUCCAAAAAUGAAAAACAAACAAAAAAAUGUGCUAAAAUAACGGGAGGUUCUGCUAGUUCACAUAGAAUGCUGUGAUUUAAAGAUGCCUUAAGUAUUUAACAAUCAUUAUUUAUUACUAACUGUAGCUAGCUAGCUAUCGUGGUGGAAUAUUUAAUGUCUCAUAACUUUGCAAUUCAAUGGAUAUAUUUAUUUAAAAUAAGACAAAAAGUAUGACAAAAAAAAAGAAUACCUCAUUAUGCAUUGGGUCGGUGGGGAUGCUUCUGCAUGCCGUCUGUGUGAUUAUGAUUUUAUUAUUAUUACCCCCCCCCCCCCCCAAAAUAAAAGAAAACAAUGACACAUCUUACACUUUUGACACCAGCAUGGUGCUGUUGAACUAGAUGACAUUCCCUUUAGCUUUCCCUGCUUUUGAUCGGAGACACGUUUUGUCUUAGUAAUCGCUCUUUUUGCCAUACGAUGCUGCUUGGUAAUUGUUUUUUGACUCCACAUUGCUGACACUCAUAUCUGGAUCCCGAGGCCUCGUGUUGCCCUACGUAUUGCUGGCUGUUUUGCUUGGUGUAUUUCCAGCGGGGGUUGUAUUUCACUUAACAUGCUAACUUGAGCCAUCAUCGACAAAUAUAUAUUUAAAAUAAAAACACAACUAUAAAUGGAGUGUGGAUGUAAUAAGCUAACUUUUCAGUGUGCUUGUCCUCUCAAUGCUAAUAACUCUUUUGGAGAUUAAAAAAAAACAAAAAAGGGAAAACUCAAUAUUGGAAUUGAAUGAAGCUGGCUGGCUGGUCUUGACUAUUUCUUCUGAUUGUUUUAUUUUUGUUGGUUUAGCAUUUUCGAAUGACUAUUUGCGUGCUCUCACUGAGCUUAGCCCGCGCGCCUGCCACAGUGUACCCUCGUGUGUUGCUCCCGAGCCAAGCGGAGCGUAGCCAUAGUAUUAAAUAAAGUCCAGCCGAGGAAACAGUAGAACUUUGAAAGCACAAGCUUU